Ramularia collo-cygni is the source of this 1554-nucleotide messenger RNA. RefSeq lists its product as uncharacterized. The transcript has a single exon. The coding region runs from base 1 to 1554 and encodes 517 amino acids. The record is from RefSeq and is a predicted model, not a curated record. Lineage: Eukaryota; Fungi; Ascomycota; Dothideomycetes; Mycosphaerellales; Mycosphaerellaceae.
AUGACCGAUGCGAUCAAACAAGAAAGGCCGACCGAGCAGCCCGUCAAGCUUGAGGGUAGUCUCAAAAAGGGCUCUGUGAAUCCAGUCCUCUGGUGUACACGCUGCGCCAGCCGCGGGAAGCUCGAGUGCGAUUGGUGCCCAGACAAGCCAUCUUGCUCGAGCUGCGAGCGCAGUCAGGCCGACGAUGAAUUACUCUCAGGACCUUGUCUACCAGCAGGACCUGACGCAUGGCCAAGUUGGACCAAAGAUCAACAACGGCUGGAGAACCUGAUUGAGGCACAUGGGACCAUCGAGCGUGCCAAAUUAGCUGUGACUCCACUGGCGAUCCCGAUGAAGCCAGAAGAGCGUCCGGUGUUCAGAUGGUGCGUGCGUUGUGCAAAAGAGGGUAGAUACGACUGCAACAUCACCUCUGGAAAGCCAUGCCAGAAGUGUGAAUGGGACCAUGAACAUACAACUGGCAAGAUCGGCCCUUGCAUAUCGGGUAAAGGUAUCUGGCCCUCAGUGCAUGAUGUCUGGGCCAAGGCUCAGCUGGAGAACUAUAUUGUCGCAGCACGGGCGGAGGGUACGCUCGCAGCUGCUCCCAUGCCUGGAAGUGUGGACAGCGUGUGGGUGAAGCGGAUAUAUGCGGAGUCGGUUAAGAAAGACGAGGCGCUUGAUGCCAUCAUGGGCGUGCACCGAACCAAGGCCAUUGCCGCAGGAGGAGCUGGACAGACCAAAACCGAGAAGGAGACCGGGAACAAAGGCGAUACUCCUAACAUGCCUUUUCAGCCAAAGGCAUGCCAGAAGCAGAGUCGAAUGGCUCCAGUCAUGCGCAAAGCUGCAGCUCUGUACCAGCCUCCAAAGUCUAGAGAAGUAGAGUUCAAUGAUCGAGAGGAGACAGCAAACACAACACAAGGCUAUAGCGAAGCGCAAUUGGACAGGCUCGUCGAAGAGCGGGCCAAGAAUAUGUUUCYGGAGCAGCGAUUGAAAGAGUCGGAAGCUGAGGUUCAGCGACUGAAGCGACUCGUGAGGGAGCUCACCGGAACACAAUACGAAGAGCGACCAUCAUAUAUUACGACAAGAUCACGAACCUCCGUUGGUCACUCGGUUGACCAUGGGUCUGAAGCUAGUCGAUGGAUGGAAUCCGAGCGCCGUGAGAGUUCAUCGAAUGAUGGUACCGGGCAAGACUAUCGACGUCCUCGUGAUUGUUCAAUCGGUAAAGGCCAAUCGCAGAAUCGCCAGCUGAAGCGCCCUCACGAUCUGUCCUGGGGAGAUGAUGGGCGGCAAGGCGAGGAGCCUGAAGAUUUCCAGCGUUCUCAACACUCUCCCCACGAUAGGCACACCAUAUCCGGACGUGCUCAGGUGUCGGAUCAUGAGGGAAGAGAUGAUCGUCGAGGGCAAGUUUCAGAUCGACGAUCCUCUCAACGUGCUCGAUAUUCUCCUCCAGACAAUCGACACGCCUCCAAAAGUGCCCGACUUUCUCCGUAUGAUGAGMGAAGUGUAGAUGAAGAGCUUCAUGGCGGUCAGAGCUAUCAUGGAAGUGACGGGAAGACUCCAAACUGCGGUGCCCAGUAA